This is a messenger RNA of Sipha flava (yellow sugarcane aphid), 1790 nucleotides long. RefSeq names its product nuclear hormone receptor E75-like. Gene Ontology annotation, molecular function: RNA polymerase II cis-regulatory region sequence-specific DNA binding; nuclear receptor activity; zinc ion binding. Gene Ontology annotation, biological process: cell differentiation; hormone-mediated signaling pathway; positive regulation of transcription by RNA polymerase II. The record is from RefSeq and is a predicted model, not a curated record. Lineage: Eukaryota; Metazoa; Arthropoda; Insecta; Hemiptera; Aphididae.
CCGUACGAUUCGGCCGUGUGCCCAAACGGGAAAAGGCUCGUAUAUUGGCCGCCAUGCAGCAGAGCAGUAACUCCAAGUGUCAGGAGAAGGCCGCCGUGGCGGAGCUAGAAGACGACCAGAGACUCGUUGCCAGCGUGGUCAGGGCCCAUCUGGAGACCUGCGACUUCACAUCGGACAAGGUCGCGCCCACGUUGGCUCGAGCCCGUGAGCAACCGAACUACACGUUGUGCCAUCCGACACUGGCUUGCCCGUUGAACCCGAGUCCGCGACCCGUCACCGGCCAACAAGAGCUGUUGAACGACUUCUCGAAGCGAUUCUCGCCAGCUAUACGCGGCGUGGUCGAGUUCGCCAAGCGCAUACCUGGUUUCGGGUUACUCGCCCAAGACGACCAGGUGACCCUGCUCAAAGCCGGUGUUUUCGAGGUGCUACUCGUCCGUUUGGCUUGCAUGUUCGAUUCCGAGUGCAACAGCAUGGUGACGCUCAACGGUCAAGUGUUGCGCAGAGAGUCGGUGUGCGCGUACUCCAACGCGAGAUUCCUUACCGAUUCCAUGUUCGAGUUUGCCGAGAGGUUGAACGCGAUGCGACUAAACGACUCCGAGAUCGGUCUGUUCAACGCCGUCAUCGUGAUCGCUGCCGAUCGACCGGGCUUGCGCAACGUCGAAUUCAUCGAACGCAUGCACAAACAGUUGAAGAGCGCGUUGCAAUCGGUGCUCAUGCAAAACCACCCGGACAGACCUGGCCUAUGCCAAGAGCUGCUGAAGAAAAUCCCGGACCUGCGGACGCUGAACACAUUGCACUCCGAGAAACUGUUAGCUUUCAAGAUGACCGAGCAACAAAACCAACAACAGCAGCAUCAGCACCAACACAUGCAGCAGGAGAACCAACACCAGAGCGGCAUGGGAGGCGUGUGGAGCAUGAUGAUGAACGGCGGCAGUGGCGGCGAGGACUUUAACCGGAAGAGCCCUGGCGAAGAGGCUGGCUCGUCGUCGUGGUCGGACGAAACGACCUCCGUGGAGGACAUGAAGAGCCUGGUCAUGUUGGACGAGGUGAAGAGCCCGCUCGGGUCGGUGUCCAGCACGGAGUCGGUAUGCUCGGACGAGUACCACCACGGUCCGAGCAAGCACGCGGCGAGCGCGCCGCUGCUGGCGGCCACACUGGCCGGCGCUGUGUCACCGAUCAGACGUCACGCGGCCGCACCGUCCGCGGACGAACACCACCGGGUGAUUGUCAGACCGGUGUCGUGCCGGUACCAACGCAAACAGGACUCGCCCACCGACUCCGGCAUCGAGUCCGGCACCGAGAAGCUGGACAGGCCGAUGUUGCAUAGCGCGCCCACAUCGGUGUGCUCGAGCCCACGGUCCACAGUGGACGACGUCAUGAUGGUGGCCGACUCGCACCCGCCGGCCAUCGAGGACAUGCCGGUUCUGAAGCGUGUGCUUCAGGCGCCACCUCUGUACGACACCAACUCGCUGAUGGACGAGGCGUACAAGCCUCACAAAAAGUUCCGGGCCCUGCGCGGCGCUAAGGACUCCGCGGAGGCCGAGGCCGUGCGGCCCGCCGCCGCCGCCGCCGCCACUACCGCCGCCGCUGCAACCACUACCCACCUCAACCACCACCACCACCACCAACACCUGCAGCACAUCCACCUGCACCAGAGCCAACAACAGCAGCAGCAACAGCCGCAGCAGCAACACCACCACUCGCCGCAGCUUCACCAUCACCUCACUUCGUCCUCGCUGUCCAGCACGCACUCCACGCUGGUUAAAUCACUGCGCGAGACGUCCGAGAUG